GAUUUUUGUUGCAGGUCACCUGGAGGGUCGUGUGGCGAUGAGACGAGGCCGGUGAUUGGCCAGUCCGGCAGCUGCGCCUGUGCUGAUUGGCUGAGAGGGCGUCGCCUUCUGUCUGCCGUCUCAGCUACGUACAGACUCCAAGACAGAAGGUCCCCAGACCUGUCCUCUGCUCCAGGGCCAUUGUCAGGGUCUAGUGACCUCAGUCUCACCCCUGAGGUUAGGUCAGGUCAAGGAAAACAAGUGAAAAAUGUGGAGUUUAGUGGUGAAAUGUGAGAGGGUGAGAGAGAGUGAGAGGUAGGAAGGUGCGUCCCCUCAGUGUGUUGGUAGAGGGAGGCACGCACGCUCAGUGUACACUCGACUCCCCUCGUGAGUGGACGUGGAUCGAUGCCGGUCCGUGGCGGCCCCUUGUUUAUGUGAGUAAUGGUGGGUGUGGAGCAUGGCGGAGCAGUGAGGUGGCAGUGACUAUGUGCUGGGGUGAGGCCUGGGCAGUCCUCACAGCACCACAAUGAGCAACUCAGUAUGUUUAUCCUCCUUCAUCCUCCUGGUGGCCUCGCUGGCGGGGGCCACAGAGGGCGAGACAGCCAAGGAGUCUCGCUGUGAGGAAAUAACCAUACCCAUGUGUCGUGGCAUCGGCUACAACAACACCUCCAUGCCCAACCAGUUCAACCACGACAGCCAGGACGAGGCAGGGCUGGAGGUGCACCAGUUCUGGCCGCUGGUGGAGAUCAUGUGCUCCCAGGACCUUAAGUUCUUCCUGUGCUCCGUCUACGCUCCCAUCUGUAUUGAGGACUACGACAAGCCUCUGCCCGCCUGCAGGAGUGUGUGUGAGCGAGCCAAGUCUGGUUGUGCGCCUAUCAUGCACCAGUAUGGGUUUGGUUGGCCGGAGCGCAUGGACUGUUCCAAACUGCCUGAGUAUGGCGACUCUGUCCACCUGUGUAUGGACAAACGUAACGGUUCAGCGCCAGAGAAAAAAACUACGAAGACUGUGGUGAAUUUAGACAGUCAGUGUCGCGGAAAGAAUUCCAAAUUCUGCCCCAAGACUACCCGCCAGGGGGCGUGUCAGUGCUCCUGUCAGUUCCCACUCGUCAAACUAGACGCCACUUACCGUCAGUUUGGGAAAAACCGCAACGAGUCGUUUAAGGUUGGGGAGGUGCACGACUGUGCACUGCCCUGCGAGGGUGUCUAUUUUAGCCAAGACGAGAGAACUUUCGCACAGUUCUGGAUCGCCACCUGGGCUAUACUGUGUUGUGUCUCCACGCUCACCACCAUCACAACAUUCCUCAUCGAUAUGGAUCGUUUCAAGUACCCGGAGCGUCCCAUCAUCUUCCUCAGCGGGUGCUACUUCAUGGUUUCCGUAGGCUACAUCAUCCGGCUGGUGGCUGGUCACUCUGAGGUGUCGUGUGACGGUGAAAUGAUCAUCUAUAACUACCACCUGGUGCGUCACAACCCUUACGGCUCCGGUCUCUGCACCACCGUCUUCCUGCUUGUAUAUUUCUUCGGAAUGGCUUCGAGCAUCUGGUGGGUGGUGCUGGCCUUCACCUGGUUCCUGGCUGCUGGUCUCAAGUGGGGCAAUGAAGCCAUCGCAGGUUACUCCACCUGGUUCCACCUGGCGGCCUGGCUCAUCCCUACCAUCCAGAGCAUUACUGUACUAGUCAUGGCAGCCGUGGACGGAGACUCAGUGGCCGGGAUCUGUUACGUGGGCAACCAAAACAUCGAGAACCUGCGAGGUUUCGUACUGGCGCCUCUCUUCAUCUACCUGGUACUUGGCUCCUGCUUCCUCCUGGCCGGCUUCGUCAGUCUCUUCCGCAUCCGCAACGUGAUCAAGCAGCAAGGCAGGACCAAGACUGAGAAACUGGAGAAGUUGAUGAUCAGAAUCGGCGUGUUCAGUGUCCUUUACACCGUUCCCGCCACCAUCGUCAUUGGUUGCUACUUCUACGAGCAGCUGUACGUGUCUAACUGGCAAGACUCACUAGUGUGCCCAUGUAGCGCCCACCAGGGGCAGCGGCCAGACUACUCUGUGCUGAUGCUGCGCUAUUUCAUGACGCUGGUCGUGGGCAUCACCGCCGGGUUCUGGAUCUGGUCGGGCAAGACGCUGGACUCGUGGCGACGGUUCUACCAGCGGCUGUGCCCAGGGGCACACGGGCACACCUAUGAGUACCCGACGCGACCCAUCAAGCAGGCGGCGGCGCCCUCCUGUGCCUCCUUCCCUCCCCCUCCCAUGAGUGCCCAGGGCACUACCCACAGCGUGGCGUCACACAUGGGGCCCGUCAACAAGACACUGCCACUGUCGCACGUAUGACAGGAGAGGGAGGAGGGGGCCUACCUAACUGGGGCCCAGAGCACCAUGGGGGGCUGUCAGGCCAGUGUGGUGAGUGGGGCACCCUCCACCUGCCACAGCGUCACCACACCUCACCUCUACGUUGAUCCAAGGGACGAGAUCCUUCCCUACGAGCUCUGAGCCCCCACCAGGUGACGCAGGUGAUCCACGCUCCUGAAGGUGCAGUAGGUGGUAUGUUAAUGGUGUAUUUGUGGUAACCUUUCACAACAGGUAACCAGUGUUUACACCUCUGCACCAUAUGUGACAGUGGUAACACCUUUGUACCCCGUGUAAUGUGUGAACAGGCAUCAUCACUGUAAUACAGACAGUGGCAGUGGAUAGACCAAACGUGGCCCUGUGCCAUAACAGUGGGAAAAAAAAUAUUGUUUGACCCAGGGUGGCCCUCUCUUCCCAAAAGGACAGUGACACAUGCCCCUCGAGGUGGGCACUUGUGGGGUGCUAAAAAAAGAUCAGUGCCCACACCGUUUCCUGUGAUGACUUGUAUCCAUUCUUCUACGAUGCAGUGUAGUGACUGGCGUCGUUCCCAGCACGACGCCACGAUUGUCUACGAUGCAGUGUAGUGACUGGUGUUGUUCCCAGCACGACGCCACGAUAGUCUACGAUGCAGUGUAGUGACUGGCGUCGUUCCCAGUACAACGCCACGAUCGUCUACGAAGCAGUGUAGUGACUGGUGUUCUUCCCAGCACAACGCCACGAUCGUCUACGAAGCAGUGUAGUGACUGGCGUCGUCCCCAGCACGACGCCAGAUUCGUAACCUAACAGUAUUUUCAUGGAAGUAUUUCAGUGUAUUAUUGCGUAGAACACUCAGACGUUCCCCGCAAAACAGUUUGCCAAAAGAUGUCAUACUAAGUCAAGUGAUCUGUAGUAAGAUUCCUCGACUGUUGGAGACGCAGUGCAACACUUGUAUUAUAUCAGUGUAAUUAUGUUGAUUUAUUUUUCAGUGUAAGAAAAUGUAUAUUCGUGUAAAAAGGCUUUCACAUUUAAGAGUGUACAUAUUUUUAGCUUUUGAAUGAUUACGUCUAUAUGUGCUAUAUAUAUAUAUAUAAAUAUAUAUAAAUAUAUAUGUAAUUUUUAUAUGUACUGGCUUGAAGUCGCCCUUUGCAUAUCAGUUUGCAUUAAAAUUCUGCUGUGACAUGUC
This is a messenger RNA of Cherax quadricarinatus, 3476 nucleotides long. Its product is annotated as frizzled-5. Gene Ontology annotation, molecular function: Wnt receptor activity; Wnt-protein binding. Gene Ontology annotation, biological process: non-canonical Wnt signaling pathway; canonical Wnt signaling pathway. NCBI's taxonomy places the organism in Eukaryota, Metazoa, Arthropoda, Malacostraca, Decapoda, Parastacidae. Gene Ontology annotation, cellular component: plasma membrane. The record is from RefSeq and is a predicted model, not a curated record.